AUGACUGCAAACGAAACCACCGCGGCGCCCACCAGCACUACUCUCCUUAGUGAGGUCUCUGGUGUCGUCCCAGACGUGACCCCAACCGAGCUGAAAGUCGUCAAUGAAUCCACUCCACCCACAGAGACUGGCAUAACUAUCACUGCAAUCCCUGAGCAAGAGGCAGCCAAGGAGGCCGACAGGACUGAGAUAACUGUGACGAAGCCGACUCCUCCUAUCGAAGACCUUUGGGCGGCUGCCAAAUCCCAUGGCCAUCCAGAAAUCUGGGGCGUCUAUCUGAAAGAUCCUGCAAACGAUAUCCCCACCCAGAUCAUCCUCCAGAAAUUUCUCAAUGCCAACGAUGGAGACCUGGCCAAGUCUAAGGAUCAACUCACCAAGACAUUGGACUGGCGAGCCAAGAUAAAGCCUCUGGAGUUGACGCAAAAGAAGUUCAACCGGCACAAAUUCAACGGACUGGGCUAUGUUAGUACCUUCGGGGCACACGAUACAGUUGACCCCGAGCUCAAAGAAGUCAUCACCUGGAACAUUUAUGGUAGCGUCAAGAAUGUGGAGGAAACAUUUGGAGACUUGCAAGAGUUCCUCGAAUGGCGCGUGGUUCUCAUGGAGGCUGCCUUGGCCUCUCUCGGCAUCCAACAAGCAUCCAAGACUAUCACUGCCGACUAUGAUCCGUACAAGAUAGUUCAGGUUCAUGACUACAAAUCGAUCAGCUUCUUGCGUCAAUCUCCCGUCGUCAAAGCAGCCAGUACCGAAACAAUAAAGAUCUUUGCUCAGAACUAUCCUGAGCUUCUGAAGGAGAAGUUCUUCGUCAAUGUGCCGGCCAUCAUGGGUUUCAUCUAUGCGUUCAUGAAAUUGUUCGUGGCUCCAAAGACCAUCAAAAAAUUCCACCCAAUGAGCGAUGGUGCCAAUCUCGCCAAGGAAAUCGCAGCGAACAGCAAUGUCAAGGGUUUACAAGAUUCGUUGCCCGUGGCGUAUGGUGGAAAGGGAGCUGAGCUCGAGAACGUUGGAAAGCAGCCUGAUCUCCAGGAGCCUGAAUCGGUGACGCAGAAGGGGUAA
Messenger RNA from Rhinocladiella mackenziei CBS 650.93, 1053 nucleotides. RefSeq lists its product as uncharacterized. Gene Ontology annotation, molecular function: phosphatidylinositol transfer activity. Gene Ontology annotation, cellular component: cortical endoplasmic reticulum; plasma membrane; cytosol. The record is from RefSeq and is a predicted model, not a curated record. NCBI's taxonomy places the organism in Eukaryota, Fungi, Ascomycota, Eurotiomycetes, Chaetothyriales, Herpotrichiellaceae. Gene Ontology annotation, biological process: regulation of exocytosis; Golgi to plasma membrane protein transport. The transcript is spliced from 3 exons. The coding region runs from base 1 to 1053 and encodes 350 amino acids.